Messenger RNA from Etheostoma spectabile (orangethroat darter), 1655 nucleotides. RefSeq names its product MOB kinase activator 3A (gene mob3a). The record is from RefSeq and is a predicted model, not a curated record. The transcript has 4 exons. NCBI's taxonomy places the organism in Eukaryota, Metazoa, Chordata, Actinopteri, Perciformes, Percidae. The coding region runs from base 414 to 1064 and encodes 216 amino acids.
GUCGCCAUCAGCGUUUCUAACUCAACUCUUAACAGGGUAUAAUGUUACUUUUCGUUUUGUAGGGAGGAGUCAGACGUUAUUUUCUUUAUUAAAGCGACAUGUUUAUUGAAUUAACAGUAAUUAUACAACAUGUAUCGCACCACGUAUCCAUGAUGUAGUAUAUGCAGGUUGUAGACGUAAAGCUUUGGUUCGGUAACAAGAUCAUUUUCGGGUAAAAAAAAAAAGAUCGAAGGAAACUGACGGAACAGGAAGGCGGAACAAGAUCACAGCCUGAGUCGAAACAAAUACCAAAAGACAGUCCAUAACAAAAAAUCUACGCUGGUUGUUUACACAACCUUUUGACUGCUUCCAUUUCAACAGUAAAUAAUCCACCUGACGCAUUCAAACAAAUCCUCCCGGUGCCACAUGCAACCAUGUCCAUGGCCCUGAAACAAGUCUUCAACAAAGACAGGACAUUCCGGCCCAAGCGCAAGUUUGAGCCCGGGACGCAGCGCUUCGACCUGCACAAGAAGGCCCAGGCAUCUCUGAAUGCAGGGCUAGACCUGAAGCAGGCCGUGCAGCUGCCCCAUGGCGAGGGCCUUAACGACUGGGUGGCCGUCCACGUGGUCGACUUCUUCAACCGCAUCAACCUCAUCUAUGGCACCAUUAGCGACUCCUGCACCGAUCAAACUUGCCCCGUCAUGUCUGGUGGGCCCAAAUACGAAUACCGCUGGCAGGACGAGCACAAAUACAAGAAGCCGACGGCACUGUCGGCCCCCAAAUACAUGAGCCUGCUCAUGGAUUGGAUUGAGGUACAAAUCAACAAUGAGAACAUCUUCCCCACCAACGUUGGUACUCCCUUCCCUAAGACCUUCAUGCAGGUGGCUAAGAAGAUUUUGUCUCGUCUGUUCCGGGUGUUUGUCCACGUCUACAUCCACCACUUUGACCGCGUGAGCCAGAUGGGGGCCGAGGCUCACGUCAAUACCUGCUACAAGCAUUUCUAUUACUUUGUAACAGAGUUCAACCUCACGGACCAUAAAGAGCUGGAACCUCUGAAAGAAAUGACCUCUCGAAUGUGUCACUGAGGGAGCAUGACUGACCGGUUGACACGCCGGACCAACACAUCCGUCCAUAUAGAAGACUGCAGAACAAAAAGAACAAACAAAUUAACAAAAGAGUCUAUUUUUAUAUUUAAGUACUGUAAUCUAUUUUAGCCACAUACUGUAGGUUUUAACCUUGUCAAAUGAGGUGUUCUGUUCUUUUUUUUUUUUUUUUAACAUUUUAUCAGAGCACAGUAUUAAGAGAUGUAUGUUUGUGUUGAUGCUUUUCUAUUUUUAUUUGAAUCUCAAUCAUUCCAGGAUGCUUUUUGGCUUUCUGUCUGUCUUAAAUUAGCAUUUCUUACUGUACAUCUAUAAAAUCAAUGUUGUUACAUUAAAUGAUUCUCUACUGUUACAAUUGGAAUUUGAAAAUUGGUAUUUAAAUUAAAACUGACUGGUUCUCCUUUCAGAAGUUAAUAGUACUGGGCUAAAGCCUAACUUAAUUCCUGUCCCAGAUGUUUCUGUUUUUCUGAGGGGUUUUACCACUCACAUCUGAACAAUCAUUGCAGUAGUAUUUUUUCAGGCAGAGAAAGUAUUGUGUACAAAUGUUAAAAUGAGAAAAAUAAAGUUUCUGAGAGA